Molecule: messenger RNA, 14079 nt
Organism: Ochotona princeps (American pika)
Lineage: Eukaryota; Metazoa; Chordata; Mammalia; Lagomorpha; Ochotonidae
Gene: STARD9
Product: StAR related lipid transfer domain containing 9
Exons: 34
Coding region: 103-13563 (4486 amino acids)
Biological process (GO): microtubule-based movement; spindle assembly
Cellular component (GO): centriole; nucleus; cytoplasm
Molecular function (GO): lipid binding; microtubule motor activity; microtubule binding
Source: RefSeq, a predicted model, not a curated record
GAGGCUCGUGGGGCAGGCGGGGCCGGCGAGAACUGGGAUUGGGGCUCGGGCCCGGGAUGCCGCACCUGGACUCACCUGCCGGACUCGGAUUGUGGCCCAGAGAUGGCGAGCGUGCAGGUGGCGGUGAGGGUCCGGCCUCUCAGCAAGAGGGAGACCAAAGAAGGAGGAAGAAUUAUUGUGGAAGUAGAUGGCAAAGUGGCAAAAAUCAAGAACUUGAAGGUGGACAGUCGAGCAGAUGGCUUUGGGGACUCUCGGGAGAAGGUUUUGGCAUUUGACUUUGAUUACUGCUACUGGUCAGUCAAUCCAGAGGACCCUCAGUAUGCAUCGCAGGAUGUGGUGUUCCAGGAUUUGGGGACGGAAGUACUCUCUGGAGCUGCCAAAGGCUACAACAUAUGCCUUUUUGCCUAUGGCCAGACCGGCUCUGGGAAGACAUAUACCAUGCUGGGCACCCCAGCCUCCAUGGGGCUGACACCACGGAUAUGUGAGGGACUCUUCAUCAGGGAGGAAGACUAUGCCUCAUUGCCUUCUUCCUGUAAGAUCAAAGUCAGUUUUCUGGAAAUCUAUAAUGAACGAGUACGGGAUCUGUUGACAAAAUCUGGCCAAAGGAAGUCCUAUACUCUGCGGGUCCGAGAGCACCCAGAGAUGGGUCCUUAUGUACAAGGCUUAUCUCAACAUCUGGUUACCAGCUAUAAGCAAGUAAUCCAACUCUUGGAGGAGGGAAUAGCAAACAGAAUCACAGCAGCUACGCACAUUCAUGAGGCCAGCAGCAGGUCCCAUGCCAUCUUCACCAUCCACUACACACAGGCAAACCUGGCGAACAACCUCCCCUCUGAGAUUGCUAGCAAGAUCAACCUUGUGGACCUAGCAGGCAGUGAAAGAGCAGAUCCCAGUUAUUGUAAGGACCGGAUUACUGAAGGAGCCAACAUCAACAAGUCCCUUGUGACUCUGGGAAUCGUCAUCUCCACCCUAGCCCAGAACUCCCAAGGAUUGAGCAGCUGCCAGAGCAUCAGCUGUGUAGCCAGCAGCAGGGGGACCAGUGCAGGGAGGGCCCCGCGGAGGCGGUCUUAUAUCCCAUACCGGGAUUCUGUGCUGACCUGGCUGCUGAAGGACAGCCUGGGAGGCAACUCCAAAACCAUCAUGGUCGCCACUGUGUCUCCUGCGCAUACUAGCUACAGUGAAACCAUGAGCACGCUGAGGUAUGCAUCCAGUGCCAAAAACAUCAUCAACAAGCCACAGGUGAAUGAGGAUGCGAACAUAAAGCUCAUCCGAGAACUCAGGGAAGAGAUUGAGAGACUGAAAGCCAUGUUGCUGAGCUUUGAACUGAGGAACUUCUGUUGGCUGGACAGUGAAAAGGAUGAAAAUCUGAAGGAGCUGGUUCUCCAAAAUGAAUUGAAGAUAGACCAGCUGACUAAAGACUGGACUGAGAAGUGGAAUGAUUGGCAGGCCGUCAUGGAGCAUUACAGUGUGGGCAUCAACAGGAGGAGGGCGGGGGUCAUGAUUGACUCUAGCCUGCCACACCUUUUGGCUUUGGAGGAUGAUGUGCUCAGCACAGGAGUUGUGCUGUAUCAUCUCAAGGAAGGGACAACAAAGAUAGGAAGGAUUGACUCAGAUCAGGAACAGGACAUUGUCCUGCAGGGUCAGUGGAUCGAGAGAGAUCAUUGUACUAUCACCAGUGCCUGUGGGGUAGUCAUUCUCCGACCCGUCCAGGGAGCCCGCUGCACAGUCAAUGGCCGAGAGGUCACUGCCUCCUGCCGCUUGACCCAAGGAGCUGUCAUAACCCUGGGGAAAGCACAAAAAUUCCGAUUCAACCACCCGGCAGAGGCUGCUGUCCUGCGGCAGCGAAGGCAGGUUGGAGAGCCUGUUGGUGGCAGUGGCUCUUUGGAAUGGCUGGAUUUGAAUGGAGAUGUCACUGCCUCCCAUCUGGGUCUCUGCCCUUUGUUUUGGAAACAAAGGACAGUGCUAGAGGAGCAGUGCGGCAAGAACCACCAACUGCUGAAGGAUGGAGACACUUCCCACCGAGCCCACAUUCUGCAGCAGCCGUGUUAUGUGGAGAGUUUGAGGCAACAAAUCCUAGCAGGACAGAUUAGAGCUGAGAAGGACCUGGGACUUGACAAGGCUUGCAUUAGUCAGCCGGUUAAAGACAACCAGCAGUGGCUGCGCAGAGAAGAGACCUGCUUGGGGGGCUUCCAGCAACAGCAGCAAGAAAACUGUGGAGUAGAGAAAGAAUGUGAGGCUCUUGUCACUCCUGAUGCUUGGAUUCGGACAGAUCUUGAGCCUCAACCAUCCCAGCUGGUCCGAAGCCAGAAGAAGGUCGCCCCACUGCUACUUCCGUGGAGACACGCUGUUCGGGCAGCAGAGGGGAGCAGUCGAUGUAAAAAGGUCUCAUUCCAGCUGGCAAGGGCCAUCAAGAAGCGAAGGCUCCUGGAGGCCCAGAGGAGACUGGAGCAGCUCAGGGCAUUGUCCUGGCUCCAGGAUGGUGGCGCCAAGAAGCCCUUACGCCGGAUUCCCAGUCCUGAUGCCUCAGUCCCUGCACUUCAGUGCCAUAACAAAUCAGCAGGUCACAGUUUUUUGAGCCUCCGAAAUCUCUGCAGCCAGCACUUGCCCCAGCUACACAGUGCUUUCCUGAAUUGGGAUCUGUCCACCAUAUUACCACCAAUGCCUGAUCCUACUCACCAAGUAUUAGAGAAAACCCCAUCGGAAGAACAUUUCCCCAAGGCUGCUGCUUACCCUGCAAGAACAGUACGGCUCCAUAGGAGUGGGCUCCGGUUCCCAGGCCACAAGCAAUUCUUUGCAACCAGAGGCGUCUUGGCCAGGAAGGGACCCCCAAUUCCAGGCAUACACCUCACUGUGAGCCCCAAGUUUGUCGAAAGGGAGGGAGUGGGUAAGCAGCCCCGUAAGCUAGUGUCCCAGGGCCUAGCUUCUCUGAGCCAAUCAAUUAAAAAGCUUAAGUUGAAGACUGAGCCCAAGGCCUGCACACCUACCAUGGCCAGAAGGACUAAAGUGACCAACCCUUCACAAGCUGAGUGGCAAAAAGAAGAAAAGCUUGGGACCCACAGACCUGUGAAGGGAGGCUCCCCAAAUCCCCAUGUCCCCAAGCAGGCAGCUGGCCAUGGAAAGGCAGUCAAGGCUUUUCAGGAAGAAUCCAAACUAUCUUCUUUAAGCAGCGCAUCAAAAAGGCAUCAAAAGUUUCUGGUGGCUAGGGUCAAAGACAUUGCCAGAACAUCCUCUCAUGUGCCACGUGGUAGUCUUUCAAAGAGAGAAUAUAGUAAAGGGGACCCAGACACCAUGGCCCCACUCACAGAUUCCAGCCCUGGAAUGCGUCACACAAGAGAAAAAGACCAUGAUUUUUCUGAUACAGAUAGCAGUUAUUCAGAGGAUUCUCUCAGCUGUGUCUGUGCCAAAGCACAGACAGAGCCACUGAAACCAGAGGAGUCUAAGGAGAAGAGGUGGGAUCUCCCAGGGAUAGAGAACUCUGAAAGUGAUGACAGUCAAAUAUCCGAGGAUUCACUUGCUGGAAAGGGGUACCAAAGCUCAAAAGACAGCCCAAGGACCAAGCAUAUGACCAGUGAUUGUGGCCACCCCAGGACCAGAAAUAGAGCCACUAAGAGCCACUUCACCACUGUGUCAUCAGACAGUGGCCUACUUGCCCAGACUCACAAAAGCUUUUUCUUGAGUAGCCUGAUGGAUGCUGAGGAAGAAUUGGAGGGAUAUCAGCAAAAAGGGACUCUCCUUGGUUCAACUGACGAGAUGCCCACAGAAACUUUUUGGCACCAGCAGAACUCCAGUAGGCCUUUAGUAGAGCAGGAGGCGAUCUGCAGGCUUGGUCCCGUCAGCCACCAAACAGAAGCUACACUGGAUACCAAGAUGCCAGUGAGAAGUUCAUUUGACCUGAAUCCUCAGGUCCAGCCCCACUGUGAGCAGCCUGAGUCAGAAGCAGAGGCAAGUAACUCUGAACGAGUCAAUUCUCUGCAAGGCAUGCAACAUUCAAGAGAGAGUCCAUUGGUGUCAAUGGAUUCCUGGUUUUCCUGUGACUCUAAGAUCAGUCCCAGCAGCCCCCCAGCAAUGGUGGGUUCCUCAUGUCCAAGUCCUGAAAUGCAGGAAGUUCAGCCUUGUGGUGGGGAGAGGCCUGGCUACUGGCUCAAUAUUGAAGAACUAAAGUCAGCAGGUGCAGAAACAGUCUUCCCACGCGGCUUCAAACUUUCCCAAGAUAGUGCUGAGCUACCCUGCCACGUGGGAAAUGUCUGCACAACCUCUACCUCUGAUACAUCCAAGCUCUCACUUUGGGAAGAAGAAAAGCAUCUUCAACCAGGAGCUGAAGGCAUCCUUCAGGAUAGAGGCAUUGCUGACGUGACCCAGCAGGGCAACUCCGAAGCCUCCCAGAACUCCAGUGUGUCCAGUGUGCUGGCUGCCUCUGCUGCCUCAUUUACUUAUGUAGGUAAUACCUGCGAAAGGGAUUGGGUUGCCCUUCAGCAAAAGUACCUCCUUGAACUAUCUCAUCCUGUAGUUGAAGCCAUAGGAGAAUCCAAGGUAGCUUUCCCUUGCCUUGGGAAAGACUCUAGUUUCCUGGCAGAGGCUUCUGGCAAAGGAAGAGGUUCUGUUAUGGCACCUAGUUCUGGAGUAUUCAACAAUUUUCAAAUCCAUCAAUCCAAAAUUAGGCAUUUAAGAGCAGAGAAAGAACAGGAUAGUUUGAAUGCCAAGUUAGAAAGUACAUCAGAUUUCUUUAGCACUAGUGAGAAAGGGGUGAAUUACAAUGAAACCUACUCAGCCGACAUAGAGUCAUUGGCUUCUGGAUCUGCAAAGGCACAGAUCUUUGCAGCAGAGAACAAGAACAUCAAACAGAACCAAUUUAAAGGGUGCUUCCAGGGUAGUAGGAAAUCCGGAUUGAUAACAUCCUCUCGUGAGUAUUUCUUUCAGAAGAAUUCUUGUUAUAAUAACGUCACCAUAGCCGCCAAAGUGGACCACAGUUGGACUCCUCUCAGGAAACCUGGCGUCGUCCAGUCAGAGCAGUUAAGUCACGACAGCCGCAGCUCCCUGCAGGAAGAGAAGGCAGAAUGCCAGGACAGCUCUCAGGAAGUAGCUGGGACACAGACAGAUGUUUCCUUUGCCGUUUCCUUGGGUCCAAAGCUGUUCCUCCACUCUAAUCCCUGGAAUCCAUUCCCGUCCUCCCUGCAGCCACCUCCCUUGGAAACAUUCUAUGUGACCAAAAGCAGAGAUGCCCUGACAGAGACCGCCUUAGAGAUUCCAGCUUACAGAGAGAUGAGGGUGCCUUCCCCUCCCCUUAGGGAAGCCUGGGGCUUCCGUCAUGACCACCAAGACCUCCAGAAUGCUUAUUCAGAGAAUAACUUGUCAGUGCUGUCAGGAAACCAGAGUGCCAAGACUGCCUCCUCUCAGCAGGUGACAGCAGAGAUGUCAGUUGAUCUGAAAGCCAGGCAAACUAUCAGAGAAUUAGGAAAAUACCUUAGAAGUGCUAAAGAAGAAAGCAGUAACUCGGAUUCCGUUAAUUCUUUUGUUGCUGAAGACAAAUGUUUUAUCUCUUCUACAAACACAGAAGUAUGUGAAUUUGAAAAUCAAGUUAGCAUUUUAAAUAAAAAGCAUAAUUUUUCUGCACACAUGGAGGGAAAAGAGACUGCUGCCCAGAGCUGUGGUAAUGUUUCCUCAGACAGCUCUGGGUCUGGGAAGCCUUUAUUGCUCAUUUGUGAAUCUGAGACUGGAGGGGAAGACGAGCAGGAUCAGAUCUCAGUCCUAAGUCAGACCCAGACCCAUGAUACAAGCAGACAGUUUGUCAAGUCCGAUUUCAUCUAUCAACACCCCAGAUCACAUCCUGAGAAGGCCAGGCCAGGGGAGGGUACUGUUUCUUUGAAGUCCAGAAAACUACAUCAUAGAGAAAGCAGCCCAGUGAUGGUGCAGGAAGAGAAUGUAGCCUGCAAAUGGGAAGGGAAGAAUGGAACUGGACUUCAGGUGAAAACUCUUCAUCCCAAAGACAACUCAGAGGAGAGUAAACCUGCAGGGACAGAGUCUGUUUAUGACAGAUGCCAGCAGGUUACGUGUUCUCAGGAAAGAGACCUUGGUGCAUACAAGGGCCCUGGCCAAGAAAUAUUAUGCCCUAAAGAAGAAACCUCAGGAAAGGAAGAGAAUAAAAGAGUUAGUAGUGCAGAGGAAAUGGCUAGGCUAAUUAAGAGUGUCAUGCAGUUGGAGAGUCGCAUAUUAGAAAUUGGAUCCAAGCAGAAUAUGCAGUUUCAUGCUUCCCAAACAUUGGGAAUUGAUGAAGAGGUUGUGUUCCAGGACCAGGAAAAAACUAGCCAUGUCCUGACAACAGGCACUCCUGAAGACUAUUUGGUCUUCAAGGACCAGCAAUCCGGACAAACAGAUGAUAGGAUCGUUAGUGAUAAAGAAGCUGAAGAAGCAAAGAUUAACGGUAACAUUGCAAUUGAUCCCCAGGCCCAGAAAAUUACCAGGAGCCCCUUCAAGUCCUGGGAGUAUAUACAAGAGGGGAAAUUAUUGAGAGCACACACCCACUCUGCCAGAUUAGACCUACCCACCAGGGACACAUGUGAUUCUUUAGGGAUGUGCCCAGCUCACAGAGAAUCCACCAGUACUACUUUUCACCAAAGGAGAAUGAAAGAAUUAGUUGAAGCUCUGCCGUUGCUACCAAGGCCUGAGAGGUCUUUUGAGAGUGACAAGUCAGGAAAAGCAUCAGUGAGCCUCAGUCUCAGGCUUGGAAAAGAGCUUUCAGGCUUGGAAAAGGAAUUAAAGACUGUGGAAGACUUUAAGGAAGGCCACAUUGCCAACCACGUGAGUAGUUCCAAGCAAGAAGAAACAAAAGCUCAAGAUCAUGUUGAAGUGAUGGCUGUGCGAAACAAUGGAGGCCUUCAGGAAGAAAGUGAAGUGGUCUCAUUAGUUCAGGAACUUCCUGGUCCAUGCCAGCUUUGUAUGAGCACGUCUUUCAGCCCAGAGACUGUUUGCCCGUUACUGAGCCAGACAGGCUUCACUGCAGCUCCUUCUCCCCUGGGCAUAAGUGAUACAUCACCCUUGAUUUCUCCAAGACCACCGAAAUACCAUCUCCAUGCCCCUGUUACUACAGGUGCUUCUUUGGAUUUGCUGGAUCUCACAAGAUUGAAAAUUCAUGACACUCAAUUGGUACCAGGGCAUCAGGACCAGAAUGGAGAGACUGGAAUCCAUUUCCAUGAGGAAAAUGUUAGAGGGGGCUUCUCUGUGGAGCACACUGCUUAUCAUGCGUCUGCAAUAUCCAUGGCUGUGAGCUGUGGGGAUAUUCUUCUGGGGAUAGAGGACAAGAUAUCAAGCACAAGCCCCCAGGACCUAGAAAGAAACCUCAGAAUCACCUCAAUGGGUUUCAAUGACAGGGAAGGUUUUACUUCCAGGACUGAGGCCUCUGUACAACAAGAAUCAAGAACCAGUACUUUGGACAGGAUCUCUAGGCAGUUUGAAAAGAGGGUCCAUUUCACCUUAGAUGAUGGUAAUGACCAAGGCAGGCAGAGGGCAGAGAAGGAGGCUGAGGAUCUUGAACAUACCAGUGGUGUAUUCUUAACUUCUGCUUCCUUGCCCGGAGUGCCUAAUCCAGAGCCCAGCCUAUUGGAACCUUCUAUCCAUGCAUCUGUGUGCCUGGCUAUCUUGGAAGAGAUCAGACAGGCAAAGGCCCAAAGAAAGCAGCUCAGUGACUUUGUAGCAGAGGAGACUGCCUUGCCUUACCAUGAAAAUUUACCUGACUUCUCUUCAAGGGCCGCGGGCCAAUCUUACUAUGAGCAAAUGGAUCAUCUUAUGUUAUACAGGACAAGAAGUGAGGGUGGAGUGCAGGAAUUUCAUAUGUCAUGUCCAUCUGUAGCAACCGACAAGAGGGAAGGCCAGACCACACCCACUGCUGUAGACAGCCUUCAAAUUCUGCCCAACACUGAAUCUGAGAGAGGGCCGUGCCAUCCCUCACACGCUUGCUCUCCUCCUGCCCCUGCUGCAGACAAAGCACGCUGUACUAGAGAUCGAAAGCCUCCUCUGAGAGGAGGCAAGCAGUUCAUGAGUCGCUUGAGCUCUUCUGAAACUGUGGAGAAAAAGACGGAGGCAAGAACACUCACCUUUGCUGAUCCUCUGGCCUCGGGCAGUUUUCUUUCUGCAAGAGCUGUAGAAGGAGUCAGGAGGUACAUGUCAGAGAAAGUCACGGUUGCCUUAUCUCCUAAGGCUCCUUGUGAUGAUGCUGAAAUGAUUCCAUGUAGACAGAGUCACUUUGCUGCAUGGGAGAGUGCAGAAGAGAUGCAUACUGGCAGGCCUAACAGCAGUCCAGAGUACCAGGAACCUAGAACUGUGGAUUCUGCAUAUGGAGAACUUUCAGGGAGCGCGGAAGGCAGCAGGACACUCAGCUCAUCUAGAGGGGAAGAAAACAAAACUCUUUGUCGAGAACCAUGCAAUUUUCAACCCGUUGCUGUUCAUGCCUGUCCUUCCUCUUCCUCCACCUCUUCAUGUUACAGAAAUGGUGAUCCAGAGAAGAGGACCAACGCUGUUUUGCAUACUGUUCACUCACCCCAUGUACUACAUUCUAGGACCUGUGACAUGAAUGAGAAAGGACAGAGCUCCUGCAGGGAACCGGAAGUGCUCUUAGCAUAUACCCUUGAGCCCAGAGGUGUCAAUAUGGAACGUGGUCCAGGAGACAUCACUGCUGUUGAGCCCUCGACUACGACUGCAAAAGGUGACCGUUCACCUUCUGUCCCUGAAGCUAGGGCAGAUUCCUUUAGCCAUUUGGCUGCUAAUGAAAGUUCAAGGCCACCAAGGAGUCCUGAGAAAAAGAUUGCUAAGAAAGGCAUCACAGAACUUGGGUCUGACUCUACCCAUGAGGACAAGCGCUCUAAGCCACUCAGGAAGUCUCAGCAUAGCUCUGUAGGUGGCCAGAGCACACAGGCUUCUCAUACUGUGCCAAAACCACCUCCUGCAACUUGGGGAUCAUCACACCCCAUGAAUGUAAGUGGGGAUUCUCUUGACAGUGAGCUGCUGGUAGAGCCACACCAUGAAAGUUUAGAAAAUACUGCAAUGUGCCUUUCAGAAAAAACAAGACUUUCCACUGAGGCCAGGGAUCACAGUUGCUUGAAUUCCCAAAGCAAGUUUGUAACCAGGUUAAAACUUGUGCACAGUCCUCAGGCAGAAAGUACCUGGGAGGAGGAAGAGCAGCAGAGGGACGAGGCUUUAGGUGGUGGUGAAGAGCCUGCUCACGGCGAGAAUCCCACACCUUCUGAUGAAGGCCCGGUUAGAGAUGGUGGGAUAAAGGAGACAGCUGUGACCGAGUCUCCUGUAUCUAACUCGUCCUCAUCAGAUCUGAGACCACGUGAAGCCCUGCAGCCAGCUGCCCACCACAGAAGCUCACUUCCUGUGAUUGCAGUCUUUUGUGGCCCCAGACACUCCAAGACUUCCCCUAGACCACAGUUCUCUGUGGUCAGCUCUUCUCGAUCUCUUCAGGAGCUUAAUUUGAGUGUGAGGCCACUUUCUUCUUCAGACGAAGACAUACAGAAGGCUAACAGAUUGUUGAUCUCUCAUCUCCAGGGUGAGGGUACUUUCCCUGUGAGGUUAGUACCAAGAGCAUCUCUGAAGGCUGAGGACUGUGGUCAGAAAUCCUCAUCUGACUUGGCUGAUGACCCUGCUGGUCACUUGCUUCUGAAACCCACCAUCCCACCUCAUCCAGCUUCUUCCACUGCCUUGUGCAUGCCAGCCUCCGAUUUUAUGACCAGCAAGAUGUCUGUUUCUUUAGAACCAGCCCAGCAAAGAAAGCCAAAGAGACAGGAUGAGUCAGGUAAUUGGAACUCUCAGGUGAUCAAAGGAAUGUCAGAUGUGGCCUCAAGUGGCAUCCAGCCCCGUGUCCUGCCACAGUAUUCAGAAGAGCCUGUGGGCAUCGACUGGAAGCAACAUAUGCUUGGCAGUGUGGUUGAUGGCUCCUGUAGCCAGAAACCCCAGAGCCUCACAUUAUCAGAUAAUACACUGCUGGCCCAGUCCUCCAGCAUGGACAAUGGUUCAGAAGACCAGAACUCGCUGGUCUACUCCCACCUCUGCUCCUGUGCCAAAACGCUGGACCUGGUGGGCUCACACAAUACCACUGAGAAUGCCUUUGGUUCAGAUGAGGCCUGCCAAGUAUGCCCUUCCUCAUUUGAUAUGGGGGAACCCCAUGUCAUGACUGGCCCUGAAGGGCUAGCCCCUACUUUGGAUCCAGACAAAAGAGCUCAGUUUAAGGGCUGCCCUGAUGAGGUGGGCUGCCUGAAGCAUGAUCUCCCCGUGGCUGGAGAAAGUACUGUAGGUCCAGUGGAGGAGAUGCUGCUGCUAUACACAUCAGAGGCAGGCUGCCAUGGGGGACUGGCAAGGAUGAGCACCUUUGAGCAGGGCACACAGACCGUGAACUGCAGGUGCCCCUGGAGCCGUACCGAGCUCACCUCCGCUGAGCCUGAAGCCAGUACCGUGUCAGCCUCCGAUCUGGCCUCCUGGACCAGUAUGCAUAACCUGUCUGUCCACCUCUCACAGCUCCUGCAUAGUACCUCAGAGCUGCUCAGGAGUCUUUCCCAGCCAAGUGUGACCAAAAAACAACACAACAUGGAGAAGGACACCCUUGAAAAGGCCUCCCAGGCCCUGAUGAUGGACGGCUCUACUCAGACCACUCUAGAUAAGGGCAGCCAGACUGACCUGUCCUUACCUGCUCUGUGCAUGCAAAACCAAGAGGCCAAAGUUCAGGAAGCCAACGUGAUCCUCGAAGUGUUGGGCUCAGAGGCUGAGACUGUGUCUCAAGACAAAGGAGAUGUCUCAGGAACACUUCAGAAGGGAGAGAGAGAAGCAGCAGUGGGGUCCCCAGAUCCUCAGGAAGAAAGUGCUCACUGCAGUGCCCAGAGCCCUCCCGGACCCACACCCUGCUUGAGGGUUUACAAGCCCCCCCUGGGGCAGGACCUCCAUUCUGUGAACUCCCCAGCUUCUCUGGAUGCUUCCCUGUGGCCCAGCUCGCAGCCAAAGGAAUCUUCUUGUGUGGUUAGCAGCAGCUGCAGCCCCAUCAUCUCUCAGUUUCCACUGCCCUUCCCCAGUCCUUCAGAGUCUGGUGUGGAACCCAGGGUGCAGAAGCAGCCGAGCCCCACGAGUGCCUUGUUGGUGGAUAGAGCUUCUUCCCCAAUCUUCACAUUUAGUAUCAGCACCCAAGAGUUGGGUCUGCACCGAGGCUCUCCAACAUUUUCAGUUCCCUCACCUCCCCCUCUGAAAAGCCACCAAAAGCUGGACUGCAGCCCAGACUUUCCUUUUAGUGCCCCAAGGGCUGCCAUGGAUAAUUGUUCUCAAACCACUGAUAAGUCAGGGGGUUCCCAGAGAAUGGAGACUCUGGAGGAAGGCACAAAUCCCUCAGAAAGGAGUAGAGGGAAGUUAUUCCUUGAAUUAAACUCCUUGGACAGCCCACAGCAGAGCCCAGGACUCCAAGUUAGUUGCUUAGAGCAGGCCCCCCAACAGUUUCAGCCGCAAAGUGCCAUCAGGAUCCCAAGCAGAUGCCCCCCUCCACCACCCAGGCACGAGAGCCAGAGAUGGGCUGACAGCUUUGUGCUGAUGGCUUCUCCAGAGCAUGGCCCACCGAACAAUCAGGGGCCAAGCCAGCAGAGCAGGCCAGAAAAUGGGGCUGAGAGUCCGGCAUCUCUGGUAGAACAGCAGCCCACUCUAGACGGUUGCUCCUCGUGGGGAGGCUUCCCACACCUCGGCCCCUGUCCUGACUCCGAGUUGACUGAUACAGUAGGGCUCCACAGUCCCACCUUGGGCCCACUUCAAGUCAGCCAACCUGAAGGGCUAUUAUGCCCCAGUUCCAAGAUGUGUCUGUCUCCUGAGCCCCAGCAUCACAGCCUGGGGGACGUCCCAGUGCAUAACAAGUUUAGUAACUGGUGUGGGGUUCAGGAUGGCUCUCCUAGGGGACUGAGUGUGACUGUAGAGCUGGGGGCCAGCUGUGACCUUGGCUCUGGAGAACAGGGGCAGAGGCCUCCCCCUGCUGAAGACCAGAGCCGGAAUCCUGGUUGGUCCCAGAGGGAGCUGAUCCCCCUGCAGACUGGAACACAGACCCUCUCACUCAGCUUAGAACUUGCAGAAGCAAAACUACACCACGGCUUUGGAGAGGCAGAUGCUCUGCUUCAUGCAUUGCAGAGUGAAACUGGGGAGGCGGUUACUCUUGCUGGUCCUGUGAUGUCCACCUGGGAGAAGCUGCAUGUUCGGCAAAAGAAAACCAUCGAAACCCUCAGAAGAGAGCAGGCUGAUCGACUUGAGAGCUUCCGGCGGGCGCGGAGCCUCAGCCCGCAGAAAAAGCUGAGUCUCCUGCCCAGCAGGUUUCUUCCCUCCCAGGACCUGGAGUUGCCCAGCAGGCGCCGAGAAUACCUGCAGCAACUGAGGAAAGAUGUCGUGGAGACCACCAGGAACUCAGAGUCGGCGUUAAAAGCUGUGCAUCUGCCUUCUGACAUAACACUAAUGCUGCAAGAAUACCAGCGGGCCCGUGAGGAGGCCAAGGUGGAGAUUGCUCGGGCCCAGGACCGCCUACGGGAGCAGACAGAACAAGAGAAGUUGAGAAUCCGCCAACAGAUCGUUUCACAGCUGCUGAGGGAAGAGAUGAAACUGCACACACUGGCCAACUCCAGCUCCCUGUGCUCCAGCUCCAGUGGAAGUGUCUCCUCUGGCAUCACUUCUGGCUACAAUAGCAGCCCAGCGCUAGCAGGCCAGCUGCAGUCCCCGGAGAGUGUGGGGGACAUAAACUUGUCUGAUUCCAGAGACAUCUGGCUGGAAAAUGGGCGGGGGCGUUCUGCCCAGAGGAGCAGCCACGCGUAUCUGGCCCGAUCUGCCUACAGGCGCCGACCUUCCCAGAGCAGUUGCUGCUGUUCUCCAACCAGCCUCUCCGUCCCAGCGACCUGCUUCUCCUCCUCCUCCUACCAGGAUCUGGCCAAGCGCGUCGUGGACACCUCUAUGGCGGAUGUAAUGGCUGCUUGCUCAGAUAACCUGCACAACCUCUUCAGCCGCCAGGCAGCAGCUGGCUGGAACUACCAUGGCGAGGAGCAGGAGGUGCAGCUUUACUACAAGGUGUUUUCUUCUACUCGACAUGGCUUCUUAGGGGCAGGUGUGGUGCCACAGCCAGUGUCACAUGUGUGGGCAGCUGUGAGUGACCCCACGCUGUGGCCCCUGUUUCAUAAGCCCAUCCAGACAGCAAGGCUGCAUCAGCGGGUGACCAACAGCAUCAGCCUGGUGUACUUGGUGUGCAACACUACCACGUGUGUGCUGAAGCAGCCACGGGACUUCUGUUGUGUCUGUGUGGAAGCCAAAGAGGGAACCCUGUAUAUCAUGGCAGCUCAGUCUGUGUAUGACAGAACCAUGCCAAGACCCAGCAAAAACAUGGUCCGAGGAGAAAUCCUACCCAGUGCCUGGAUCCUGCAGCCUGCCGUUGUGGAAGGAAAGGGCAUCACCAGAGUCGUCUACUUGGCCCAGGUAGAACUUGGUGCUCCGGGCUUCCCCCCUCAGCUGCUGAGCUCCUUUAUCAAACAGCAGCCACUGGUCAUAGCCAGACUGGCUUCCUUCCUUGGCAGUUAGCAUCUCUCCGUCAAGAUGGUGCUGCUGAGACGCAGGCCCAGGGUGCUCCAGAGAUGCUGUGGCUGCCCACCCUACUUUGUAUACCCUGAUGUGAGCACUGAGGCACACGGCUGGGGCUGACUGGGCAGACAGGCCAGGACUGCUGGCAAAACCCAGCUUGUGCUUGGUCAUAGCUGGUUCUGCUGCAGACCAAGCUUUGACCCUGGCUGUGUGAGGUGAUUGAAGCUCAACUCACCUUCUGGAUUCUCGCCUUUAUUUUCUGUCUGCAAGACUCCGUGACCAGCGGCAGGCUCUGCUCCAAGACCAGGAGGGUGCACAGGCAGUAGAGCACAGAGUGAAGAACUCUGGCAAGGGGCUUCCUCUGGACAGUCCAGCUCUCAGGCUAGCAGCAAAGUCAGCGGCCACUGGCCAAGCCUCUGCUCCGGAUCUGCCUCCCACAUCCUGAUCCUCUGGGAUGGAGCGUCAAGAAAACCCCAAAACAGACUAAUGGGUUAAAAAAUAACUGCACAAACCAGA